AUGGAUGCUGUAACCCAGCAUCUGGCCAGUGGUUCUAGCACUGACAAUACGCAGUCCUUGGCAGUUUCAGCCUCCACUCAGCUAACUACCAGUUCCGCGACCCCAGGUUUAGGUCCUCCCGCCACUUUGCUCGAGGUCCCCGCUGGGGCCGCACACAGUACAACACUCCAAGCUCAAGUUGCUGGCCCAGCUACCACAGCUCCACCAGCAUCAGGUCCAUCGACUUCAUCCUCAUUUGCUGAAGCUGUUGUGAACACUUUCCUGGCCAUGGCACAGGCUAGCAUUGCAGGUAUACCCAGCACUCCCGAGUGUUUGUUAACCUCGCCAAGUUUGCCAGUUGAUGCUAGAGUAUCAGAAAAGAUACGGGGGAAGAUUUGGAACAGUGAAUAUUUCGAUUUUAGCUCAUUACUAACCCAGUAGCGGAAGACCGUUAUCAGUUCACGGUUAAGGGUGUAGAGGGCAACUCGGCAGCACCAGCCAUAUGCCUUGAGCCGUGGCCAAAUCCAAAAAAGGCUUAACACUAGAUACAUGGUUUAACUGCUUUCAUAUUUCCGUGGGCACCUAUUGCCAAAAGUACCCCACUGAGGCCCCAUUCUUAACAUUUGAUGUUUGCUUUACAUAAUCCAGACGUGGUGGAUCUUAAAAUAGAGAAGUUUUAGCCAGCCAUCUGUCGGGCCCGUUUGAGAUGCCUUCUUUAUCUCCAUUCAGGGUGUCACCACCAGGUUUCAUCCCAAAGAAGACACCGAGUGAGUUUAGACUCAUACACCACUUGCCUUAUCCUAAGGGUUCCUCAAGCAAUGAUGGUAUUUCUCCCGAAUUUCUAGUGUCCGCUAUUCAACUAUCGCAGGUGCCAUUAGGCAUAUCAGAGCAGUUGGCACAGGGUGCUUUUUGAGUAAAACAGACAUCAAAAAUGCCUUCAGAAUUAUUCCGGUUCAUUCUACUGAUUAUAAUUUGCUGGGUAUGAAAUGGUGUGAUCAAUAAAUGCAUGCCCAUGGGCUGUUCCAGUACGUGUCACACUUUUGAGUUAUUCAGCUCUGCUUUGGAAUGUAUCGCCCAGAUCAAGUUGCACAUCAAUCAUAUUAUUCACCUUAUUGAUGAUUUAUUGAUAAUUGCUGCUUCUCAUGACAUAUGCCAGCGACAGCUUAAUCUAUUUGUAGAUCUGUGUGGUCACCUUGGCAUUCCCAUAGCACCAGAAAAAACUUGUGGUCCAGCCACUACUUUGUCAUUUGCAGGAAUCCCAUUAGACACCAUUCAGUUAGAAGCUCGCUUGCCUGCGGAAAACAUUUUGAAGUACAAAGACCUAAUUUCUGACUUCCUUAAGAGAAAAAAGGUG
Messenger RNA from Porites lobata, 1333 nucleotides. NCBI's taxonomy places the organism in Eukaryota, Metazoa, Cnidaria, Anthozoa, Scleractinia, Poritidae. The record is from the annotation of a GenBank genome assembly.